GAGAAUAUUUGGUUUUGGUUAGGUGUUUUGUAUUGCACGUAGUAUAAUGCUGUCUUCCCCAACUUGAUAUCCUAUGGAUGUGUUAGACAAUGAAUCCUAUCAGUCCCAGCCAGCCCAGCUCUGGGCCAACACACCUGAAGUGCACCAGGUUGUGGGGGGGGUGGGUGUUGUAGUAUCUUGUGUGGCAAAAGGAACUGUUUUGUGCCAGAGGCCCUGGGCCACAGUGAAUGCUGAAAGUGCUGCACCUGCAAAGUUCACCUCCUCAAACAGACUUCAAUCUUCUGUCCAUGUUCAUAUUCCUCAUUUUGGUGGGACUGCAGUUUUGCCCUUGUUUUCCUUUCUAGUAUGGAAUAUAUGUAGUAGCACAGCUUCUUUCCUUCCCUUUUUUUUAAAGGGUAUCAUGUCAGUGCAAAAGAACAAGUGCUAUCCAUCAUCUGUUUGAGGCUUUUGGAUAAAACUCGCAGGGCUUCUGACAAAAUGUUAGAAUCUGAUUAUCAUUUUUUGCCAUUUGUCUGGCAAAACGAAUAAAUUAAACACUGUUUGCAAAGCUGAGCUUUGUCACAUGGAUGAAGCCAAUAUUCCUAAACGUUGGCUUAAAAGAGAUCUAUCAUUAUCCUUGAUCUGUUAAUUGUGUGUGAGGGUAUACUCAAAUAAGCUUUCAUCUGUAUCGCCUAUCUUUCGCAAACCAGUACAGUUUUAAAAAGUACUGCCUUUCUGUGAGAGGUCUUUGUAAGUCAAAGAUAUUUGUUGGCUUGAAAAACUGGAAGGUGGCAGACUAUCACCAGUUAAGUAUUUUUCUGGAGAAACUCAAAAAACUUAUUUUCUAACGGUGUUUUUUUGCCUUUGAAAUCAUAUAGAGUGUGAUUAUUGCUGUGUAUUUCAAUAUGCAGGUUUGGCUUUUGGGCAGUGUAGAAAUGAUAAAAAUUGUUAUUAACAGAGGUAGUUGUAUUAAAGUACUUAACCAUCAAACAAGCAAAAGCAUUUUCAGCUCAUGUGGACAGUGAAAUGGAAAGAAAACUUAAUUUUUCAUAAUUGUAUAUCUUAUGUUAUUUUUUCACUUUCAAGUGAGUAUUUUCCAUUUUGAAAACCGCUAGUACAGUAGAGUUAAUUCAGGGACUCUGACAGUAGCAGAAAUAGAUACUCAGUUUUUGACAUUGGAAAAUUCAAAAUCUGAACAGUUUUGGGACUCCCUGAUAAUUGCUUGGUUUACUGGCUAAAUCUGCAUAUGGUAUUAUGCAGGUUACAGAAGAAGACAUUGGCAGCUGCACGGUCACUUUUUUCAUAUUUUUAGCAAUAUUCAAUUUCUGGUGACACAGCUUUGCUAUUUUCCUUCAAUCCAUUGCCUCAAGACCAGAAAGCAUCUCUGCUUUGUGAGCUCCAGGCAGCUGUUCUCCGUCAGGGUUUGCAAGAUUGGAUAGAGCACCUGUUGGACAUUAUAAAUUACCUCCCUAUCAGGGUGCAACAACUGUAGCCUGUGAGGUACAGACUUGUGCAUUGUUUCUGCUCUGCAGCAAAAAAUGGAGCAGCGCUUUCUGGGGCUUCUCUUGCUCCUUUCUUUUCUCCCAAGCUCUGCUGAGAUUUUGGAGAUAAGGAAGGGAUUUCCUUGCCAGCGCCAGUGAGAAAAAGAUUGUGCUGGACAUGCAUAUGGUAGACAUGUCAUGAGCAGAGCCAGCUGGAGCUGGGGGUCAGACUAGGCCCGGGACGCCCCUUCUGACUUGCUGUGUUUCUGCUUAAUUUGUUUGGCCCUCUGAUGCUGGUCUCACAGCAAAAAGUUUGGGAUGCAAAUGUUUGCUCAAUAUGUAAGGCUGGAAGCAAUGUAAGGUCUCUGGUCCUUUGCCAGGAUGGAAUGUGUACAAUGAAAAAAAGGCUAGUGGGUUUUUUCCCCCCCACUAGAAGCAGGAUUUGUGAGGAUUUUUUUGUCGUGCCCGAGAUACCCGCCAAGAUGUUCCUGCGAUUGUUGUCGGAUGUCCGAUGGCAACGAAGCAGCUUGGGAUGGUGGAGCAAGCGUCCCUCUCGGCACAGCAGCAUGAGUGGAGCAGAGCCGCACCCGACACCUCUCCCAGCGCACGCCCGGGUGGUGAUCUGUGGCGGUGGAAUCAUGGGCACGUCGGUGGCGUAUCACCUCUCCAAACUAGGGUGGAAGGACAUCAUCUUGCUGGAGCAGGGCAGGCUGGCCGCUGGUUCCACUCGGUUUUGCGCAGGCAUCGUGAGCACGGCACGGCAGCUGUCCGUCGAGCUGAAGAUGGCCGACUACUCGAACAAGCUGUACCAGCAACUCGAGCAAGAGACAGGGGUGCGAACAGGGUACGUGAGGACCGGCUCUGUCUUCUUAGCGCAGACGCAGGACCGGCUCAUCUCCCUGAAGCGCAUCGCUGCGCAGCUCAAGGUCAUGGGGGUCCCGUGUGAGAUCAUCUCCCCGAAGCGGGUGGCACAGCUCCACCCCUUGAUCAACAUCCACGACCUGGUGGGAGCCUUGCAUGUGCCGGAGGAUGCCGUCGUGUCGUCUGCGGACGUGAGCCUCGCCUUGGCCAGCGCCGCCGCCUCGAACGGUGUCCAGAUCCACGAGCGAACGAGCGUCAUCCACGUCUUGGGCCAGAAGGGCUGCGUGGCUGGUGUGGAGACCGACCGAGGAACGAUCGAGUGCCAGUAUUUUGUGAACUGUGCCGGUCAGUGGGCGUACGAGCUGGGCCUGUCCAACGAGGAGCCGGUCAGCAUCCCGCUGCACGCCUGCGAGCACUUCCACCUCUUGACGCGCCCCUGGAAGACGCCGCUGGAGAGCAGCAUGCCCAGCAUUGUUGACCCCGACGGGAGGAUCUACAUCCGCAGCUGGCAGGGCGGCAUCCUCUCCGGUGGGUUUGAGAAGAACCCCAAGCCCAUUUUUACCGAGGGGCGGAACCAGCUGGAGAUCCACAACCUGCAAGAGGACUGGGAUCACUUCGAGCCGCUGCUGAGCGCCUUUCUGCGAAGGAUGCCGGGUCUGGAGGGCCUGGAGAUCAUGCAGCUGGUGAAUUGCCCAGAAUCCUUUACUCCGGACAUGCGAUGCAUCAUGGGAGAGUCCCCCAGCAUCCAGGGCUACUUUGUCCUGGCAGGGAUGAACUCGGCUGGCACGUCUUUUGGUGGGGGAGCAGGCAAGUACCUGGCGGAAUGGAUGGUGAACGGCUCCCCCUCCGAGAACGUGUGGCCCCUGGACCUGAAGCGCUUUGGGGCUCUGCAGAGCAGCCGCACCUUCCUCCGCCACCGCGUCAUGGAAGUGAUGCCCCUAAUCUUCGACCUGAAGGUUCCCCGCUGGGAUUUCCAGACUGGCCGGCAGCUGCGCACGUCGCCCCUCUAUGACCGGCUCGACGCCCAGGGCGCCAGGUGGAUGGAGAAGCACGGCUUUGAGCGGGCCAAGUUCUUUGUCCCUCCUGGGAAAGACCUGCUGGCCCUCGACCAGAGCAAGACCUUCUACAAGCCGGACUGGUUUGACAUCGUGGGGGGAGAGGUCCGGUGCUGCAAGGAGGCCGUGUGCGUCAUUGACAUGUCCUCGUUCACCAAGUUCGAAAUAAGCUCCACAGGGGACCAGGCCCUGGAGGUCUUGCAGUAUCUCUUCUCCAACGACCUGGACGUGCCGGUGGGACACAUCGUCCACACGGGGAUGCUCAACCACAACGGCGGGUACGAGAACGACUGCAGCGUGGUCCGCCUCAGCAAGCGCAGCUUCUUCAUGAUUUCCCCCACAGACCAGCAAGUCCAUUGCUGGGCCUGGUUGAAGAAGCACAUGCCGGACGACAGCGGCCUGCUCCUGGAGGACGUCACCUGGAAGUACACAGCUCUGAAUCUCAUUGGCCCACGUGCUGUGGACGUCCUCGCAGAAUUGUCCUACGCCCCGAUGACCCCGGAGCACUUUCCCUCCCUCUUUUGCAAGGAGAUGAGCGUGGGUUACGCCAACGGCAUCCGGGUCAUGAGCAUGACACACACCGGAGAGCCGGGAUUCAUGCUCUACAUCCCCAUUGAGUACGCCUUGCACGUCUACAAUGAGGUGAUGAGCGUGGGGCAGAAGUACCGGAUCCGGAACUCCGGCUAUUACGCGCUUCGCAGCCUGCGCAUCGAGAAGUUUUUUGCGUUCUGGGGCCAAGAUCUGGACGCCUUCACCACCCCGCUGGAGUGUGGGCGUGAGUUCCGGGUGAAGCUGGAGAAGGGCACCGACUUCAUGGGCCGGGAGGCGCUGCUCCGCCAGAAGCAGGAGGGCGUCUGCAAGCGCUUCACCAUGCUCAUCCUGGAAGACCACGACACGGACCUGGACCCCUGGCCCUGGUGGGGGGAGCCCAUCUACCGGAACGGCCAGUACGUCGGCAGGACAACCAGCAGCGCCUACAGCUACACGCUGGAGCGGCACGUCUGUCUCGGCUUCGUCCACAACCUGGACCCGGACACGGGCAAGGAGCAGAUCGUGACGCCCGACUUCGUGACCCGGGCCGAGUACGAGAUCGACAUCGCCGGGCAGCGCUUCCAGGCCAAGGCCAAGCUGUACCCCUUCAGCGCGCUCUUCACGCAGCGCCGGCACAAGGACGAGAUGGAGUUGACGGGCUUCCAGGGCAAGUAGGGCUGCGUGGGCCGGCUGGAUGCCCGGCGCUUCGCGGGGCUGCCUGCCCCCCCCCGGCGCCCUCCGGGUGUGUCGGACUGCGGCUCCCGUCGUCCAGGUCAGCGGAUGAGGGCGAUGGGGGUUGCAGUCCCACGCGCCUGGGGGUGGCAGGGUGGGGAGGGCUGUCGUGCGGUCUCCUCAGCCCGUGACAUUUUCUACAUUUUGGACCCUUGCCUGCCCUCACACGCAUAUCUCAUGGCCUUCCCUGGGUGGGCCCCUGUACCGGCGGUAGGCCUGAGCUCCAGGCCAGGAAAGGGCUUUCCGACCGGACAGGCCCAGAGCAGGCCUUCCUUACCCAAGCCCGCCCUCCAAGUCCAGGCAGCGGGACCUCGGAACGUCUUCUCCCUUGGCGGCGCUUAAUCCGGUCGCCCCCGGGGCCGGCAGCGCACCCGCGUGACAGGUGCCCCCCUCGCUGCUCACGGCUUCCCCUCGGGAGGGCACAGCUGGCGUUGGAGGUGUUUUCCAGGAGGCGGUGCGACCUCUGAGCAACGGCGGGGAGGGCCAGGCCUGAGCAGCCCGGCCCAGCCCCUCUGCUGGGGGGCUCAGGGCGAGAAUCUCACAGAAAAUGGUUUGCGUCCCUGAUGGGGGGGUGGCCCUUCGGAUCAGACCCCCUCCCUCCCUCCCUCCCUCCCUCUUGCAUUGUCUGUGUGUCACUUUCGGGCACGUCUCGGGGCCGGGGCAGGGAUAAUGAGAGGAGUGACCGUGUUGUCCCUUCGCCUGCCGAGCGCUGGGGAUGGAGCACUCUUGGGACCUGGCUGGGAAGCGUGCCCUGGCCGUGCUGGACCCUGCCCUUUGCUUGGAGGGUCCGUAGCUUCUCCGGUGCGUCGGGAGCCGACCGGGCUUCAGCCGGGAUGUCUGCACAUGCUUGCGGGAGCACAUGAGCUGCUGAGCCCGUGGGUGACCCCCCUUGGCCCACGCUUCUUCACCCGCACCUGCUGGCGAGGGGCUAGCUUUGGGCCUGCUGCUCCUGGCCAGCACCGGCCGUUGAGUCGAGUCAGAGCCCCCCUCCUGGGGGAACCGUCCCGGGAGCGCUGUGUGUGUGGAGGGAGCGCGUGCGGCCGUCUCAGUGCCCUCGGAGCGACUUGGCUGGGCAGCUCCUUGCAGCUCCUCGCGGGAGAUCGCCGAGCUUGCACUCGGCCCGCGGGCGCCUCCGGGUGGGUGGCGGCUCAGUCUCGAUGGCGAGCAGCCGCGAGGGACGGAGUCAGAGCAGCGUGGGCGUGCUUGCACAUUCUCCCUCCUCUCCCGGAAGCUGAAUCGCUGUCCUUCGAUGCCACUUUUUUUGGAAAAGCUGCUUGAAAUGGUGCUGGCAAAUGGCCUUGUGUCCUUCCCCUCCGCUUUCAUCCCGCCUGCUACACGAUGCCUCUUUGUGUGUGUCCCUGGAUGGCUCAUUGCACGUGGCAUUGAAAAGCAGACUCCUCCUUGUAUUUUUAUGCGGCUUCCAUCCCAAGAUGCUGACCGUCUCUCGUUCUCUCACACUCCGACGCUGCUGGUUAGACAAACGGCUGCCAGGCGGCCUGUAAUUCCGGGACAGGCACGCCUGGGGACGUCCGGCUGUGCUUGAGCCUUCUUGAUGGAAGCAGACUUGAGGCUGCAACAGAAGCCUUUUGCCAGCCUGGAGGGGUUGCAUCAACAGACGUUUCAGACAUAAGAAGCUUGCUUGUUCCUUAGGUAGGCUGGAAACUUCCUUAGGCUAAAGGAGCCAGGUUUCCUUGUUCUUGCCACUUGUAAAGGAUGGCUGCUUCCUUCAGAAGGCGUUUUCACUCCAGUGUACAUGGAGCUGCAUCUGAAAUGCAGCACCUGAGUGGUCUUCUCCUUUCCGCUUUGCCAACUAGACUGAAUCUCCUUCUGUUAUUGCAAUGUUUCCCAUUUAUUGCAUAUGGAAAUGAGAAAAGUCUUUUUUUGCCAUGAGUUUAAAGUGGUUUGAAAGCAGAACUUCUCUUGGUGUGUUCCCUCACCCCGUUUUGGGUUCUCAUUAAGCAGGUUGUGUGUGUGUGUGUGUGUGGGGGGGGGGUUGUAUGCUACCAAAAAACUGCUGGAGCUGUUGAACCAGAGAUGAGAGCAAAGCCCACACCUGUGCUGAGUCCUCGCGCACCUAAUUCUGCACCCAGCUCUCCUCGCUUCGGAAUGGCGCAUUUCGCAGGAAGGAGAUGCGGCUGGCCCCUCCUCAUCCCUUCUUGCAGUUUGCUGGGCAGGGGCACGAGCUGGCUGCAUCCCAGCCCAACCCCCCUCGACUUCUGUGCCCCCCCGCAGGGUUUUGGCCUCAGCUGUAUGUGCCUGGACCUCCUAUGCUUUGGAGCAGUGACCUCCGCACAGAUUCCCCCACCCCCCGCUCCCAAAAUCAGCACAUCAAGACUCGCUCCUCUGGUAUCCUCAGAAGCACUUUAAAUGUGCCAGUGCAUCGUUGAUGUGGAAUGCCGCCCUCCUCCAGGGAUCGUUCAGGAUCGACUCUGAAAUGGGCGAGGGUAUGUUUCAGCACUGCUCAGUGCGUCAUCCGCAUAAGCGCGAAAGGCUUGUGCCCCCACCUCUGCUGAGGAAGGGGCCCCGGAGAUCCGGAGCUGCGCAGACCUCUCCUCCGGCGUGCCUUAUGCUCGUGACAGAGGAGGCCUCGCCUCCAUCCCGCCUCGCCCGUGGCUCUUUGCUGCCAGGCCAUCGCGGGGGCCGCGGCAGACUCCCGCAACCCUUCUGACGCACGCGGAGGGCCGGUGCCCUGCCUUUGUGGAGCGGCCGUGUGCGGACUGCGGGAAGCAGAUGCUGCGGGAAGCCCCUUUCUCCUGGCGGAAGCCAGUCCCCGGACCGCUGGCCUGAUGCGCACGAGGGGGCUCCCGCUUCCCGCCCUCUCCAAGUGACGAGCGUUCCUGCAGGUCCUUCUCGUUACGUGUCGGUUUUCAACACGACCUGGUUUGUAUCUCAAUAAAGCAUUGUUUUAACUAC
Messenger RNA from Varanus komodoensis (Komodo dragon), 7552 nucleotides. It is a transcript of the gene PDPR, whose product is annotated as pyruvate dehydrogenase phosphatase regulatory subunit. Bases 1751 to 4582 code for a protein of 943 amino acids. Gene Ontology annotation, cellular component: mitochondrion; mitochondrial matrix; cytoplasm. The transcript has 17 exons. The record is from RefSeq and is a predicted model, not a curated record. NCBI's taxonomy places the organism in Eukaryota, Metazoa, Chordata, Lepidosauria, Squamata, Varanidae. Gene Ontology annotation, molecular function: oxidoreductase activity; protein binding.